AGCAGUCUGGGCGGUGAUGGCGGCGACUGCGGUGACGGCGGCAGCAGCGUCUCCGGAACCAGCGGCCGGCACGGAUGGCGCCUCCUCAGUGCAUUGGUUCCGCAAGGGACUUCGGCUCCACGACAACCCGGCGCUGCUGGCGGCAGUGCGCGGGGCGCGCUGUGUGCGCUGCGUUUACAUCCUCGACCCUUGGUUCGCGGCCUCCUCUUCGGUCGGGAUCAACCGAUGGAGGUUCCUACUUCAGUCUCUGGAAGAUUUGGACACGAGUUUAAGGAAACUAAACUCCCGCCUGUUUGUAGUCCGGGGACAGCCAGCUGACGUGUUCCCAAGGCUCUUCAAGGAAUGGGGGGUGACCCGCUUGACCUUUGAAUAUGACUCCGAACCCUUUGGGAAAGAACGGGAUGCUGCCAUCAUGAAGAUGGCCAAGGAGGCUGGUGUGGAGGUGGUGACCGAGAACUCACAUACUCUCUAUGACCUGGACAAGAUCAUUGAACUAAACGGACAGAAGCCACCCCUUACCUACAAGCGCUUCCAGGCCAUUAUCAGCCGCAUGGAGCUGCCCAGGAAGCCCGUGGGCUCCGUGACCAGCCAGCAGAUGGAGCGCUGCCCGGCCGAGAUCCAGGAGAACCACGACGAGACGUACGGCGUGCCCUCCCUGGAGGAGCUGGGCUUCCCCACUGAAGGACUUGGCCCAGCUGUUUGGCAAGGAGGGGAGACGGAAGCUCUGGCCCGCUUGGAUAAGCACUUGGAACGGAAGGCCUGGGUUGCCAACUACGAGAGACCCCGAAUGAACGCCAACUCCCUCCUGGCCAGCCCCACGGGCCUCAGCCCCUACCUGCGCUUUGGUUGCCUCUCCUGCCGCCUCUUCUACUACCGCCUGUGGGACCUGUAUAAAAAGGUGAAGCGGAACAGCACGCCCCCCCUCUCCCUGUUUGGGCAACUCCUGUGGCGAGAGUUUUUCUACACGGCAGCCACCAACAACCCCAGGUUUGACCGCAUGGAAGGGAACCCCAUCUGCAUCCAGAUCCCCUGGGACCGCAACCCUGAGGCCCUGGCCAAGUGGGCCGAGGGCAAGACAGGCUUCCCUUGGAUUGACGCCAUCAUGACCCAGCUGAGGCAGGAGGGCUGGAUCCACCACCUGGCCCGGCACGCCGUGGCCUGCUUCCUCACCCGCGGGGACCUCUGGGUCAGCUGGGAGAGCGGGGUCCGGGUGUUCGACGAGCUGCUCCUGGAUGCGGACUUCAGCGUGAACGCAGGCAGUUGGAUGUGGCUCUCCUGCAGCGCUUUCUUCCAGCAGUUUUUCCACUGCUACUGCCCUGUGGGCUUUGGCCGCCGCACGGACCCCAGUGGGGACUACAUCAGGCGAUACCUGCCCAAACUGAAAGGGUUCCCCUCUCGAUACAUCUACGAGCCCUGGAAUGCCCCAGAGUCGAUUCAGAAGGCCGCCAAGUGCAUCAUCGGCGUGGACUACCCACGGCCCAUUGUCAACCAUGCCGAGACCAGCCGGCUCAACAUCGAGCGGAUGAAGCAGAUCUACCAGCAGCUCUCUCGCUACCGGGGACUCUGUCUGCUGGCGUCUGUCCCUUCCUGUGUGGAAGACCUCAGCAACCCGGUGGCAGAGCCCAGCGCGAGCCAGACGGGGGGCACGAGCAGUGCAGGCCCCAGACCGCUACCCAGUGGCCCAGCGUCCCCCAAACGCAAGCUGGAAGCAGCUGAGGAGCCACCUGGUGAAGAACUCAGCAAACGGGCCAGGGUGGCUGAAAUGCCUGCCCCAGAGCUGCCGAGCAGGGACGUCUGAGAUGGCAGCGCUGUGGCUCCAUGAGCAAUGCCCGGGUGCCCGAGCAGCCACCACGGCAGCAGAGAGCAGCCUGCAGGAAAGCUGAUCACCGACAGAGAUCGAGCCAGCGUGUGUGUGUCUGUGCGCGCGUGUGCAGAGGAAGGAGUGGUGUGCCUAUCUGCGUGUGCAUGCAUCCGUUUACACUCUUGUGAUUCUGAAUGCUGCCUGGGCUGGAGAAGUACCUGUAAGCAGCUUCACCUCAGCCUUCAGACACCAGGCUAGAGGUCAAGGCUGUGACUUUCAACCACGACCCGUCCCUGCGAACCAAUGCCCUGUCUGAACAGAAGAGUGGUAGGACCCUGGCUGGGAUUCUGGCAUCUGCCCCUCCCCCAGCCCUUCCCAUCUCCCUCCUCGCCUCAGACUGGGGAGCAGGAGGGCGAUACUUCUGGUUCUCGUCCAGAGCCCUGCUGACUUCGUCCUGACCCUGGAGGCUGAGCAGCUGGAGUAGAUGGGUGCUGUCCAGACACAGUCACCUGGUCUGGCGUCUUUCGUAUUUUAAAACCCCCUGCCCCUGGGCCCUCUAGACCCUUCCUCAGGCAUCUAGGCCGGAGCACAAGGCUAUGGACAGAUCUGAAAAUUUCCGCCAUCACAUGGAAGCACAGCCAUGCCUGUGUGCCUGGUACUGUAGACAGUGGCCUAGGAGGUACAGUUGGCUUUGGGGGGGCUGGCAACCUAAGGGUAGGAAUAGCAUCCCAGCUCCCGCUGUUGCUUCCCCAGAAGCUGAGAGCCAGCCUCAGAGCCGCUGUGGAGACCCAGUGCCUCCCCCAGGAGUAGGCCAUGUUCCUGGUCCUCUGGCCACACUCCAGGGCCCCGCGGCACUGCCACUUAGCUCAGCUGACACCCCCCAGGGGAGCCAUCCUGGCCUGGGCUCUGCAGGCCUCCAGGCCCGGGACCGGUCAGUAUCCAGGCUGCCACUUCAGCUGUGCCAGAAGCUGGGUGCCGUGGACCCGGGCGGGUGGCCCAGGGUGGGCACUGCCAGGGACGGUCGGGAAAGGUCCAAGCCGAGAGCCCACCCAGCGCACCAGCCUUUCCGAAGCAGCAGGUGGGAGGUGUGACCCAGAGGAGCCAAGGCCUUACAUUCCAGGAGUGGCCAGUGCCUCCCACUUCAACCCUCCCUCCGUCCCGUAUCGAGAAAAACAGAGUGAAAAGGACUGUGGUCGGCUGCAGCAAGUCUUCCCUCCACCCCGUGGCCUGCCCUAGAGCCACAAAGUGUGUGUGUGCUUUGUGUGUGGGUGUGUGUACGUGUGUGUGUGUGAGCGCGCACUCGCGCACUCAGAGCUGAGAGGCUGAUUCCUUUUUGGAUUUUUGUCCUCACGUGUAACGUUAAGCUGGCCUCUGGGCCUUUUCCUCUCUACCUCCCUGUGACCUUUCCUAGCCUCAUAGCUGUUAACUCCCUUGGCCCCCGCCCCGUCCCCCACUGCCCUCGGUCCUCGGACCAGCCCCCGGGGCCAGGCCCCGUCUCCUCAAGCUGUCCAGCGCGUCGACAGGCUUCUUCCUGAGAUGUCCUCAGGCUUUCUCAGCCAGAGAGCUGCCUUUAGAGUCCAACUGUUGUAUGUGUGUCACCCUCACUAGAAAUGUCCCACAAUCGUGUGGGGGGAGCAGGGGGCACAGGUGUGUGUAUUUGAAGCCUGGGGUUGGGAACAUCCCUAUUCCAUUAGCCCCGGCGGGGAGGAAAGAGAACUGGCGGCUGUCAGAAGGGGAGAAGAGCAAGCCUGGAAGGGCUGGUCUGAGAAGCGGGGCCAGAGGCACGAUUUACUUAACAGCACCUUCAGGUGGCGGGAUGAGUCCCUUUUCCUGCCUGUGUACCCCCACUUCCCCACCCCCGGCAUGCUGGCCCAUUCCCAGCGCAGUGGAGCAGCCCACUCCUGGAGCUAGGAGGAGUGGGGGAAGGGUGUGUCCGGUGGCCUGGAGUGCCGCAGUGGCUUUGUGCCUGCCCUGUCCUGGCCCCGGUGUCCCCGGGGGCUGCCCAAGAGCAUUGCCCCAAAUCCUGACCCAGGGGCCAGCAUGGGGAAGAGAUCGUCGCAGGCAAAAUGCACUUUAUACAGAGAUUUCCUAUUGCAGGGAAGGUGUGUUUCUCCCACAGUUUGUGAAUAUUCACUUAUUUCAUAAAUGUCUGAUCCUGUCUGAGCAAA
Molecule: messenger RNA, 3969 nt
Organism: Pteronotus mesoamericanus
Lineage: Eukaryota; Metazoa; Chordata; Mammalia; Chiroptera; Mormoopidae
Gene: CRY2
Product: cryptochrome circadian regulator 2
Exons: 12
Coding region: 17-1798 (593 amino acids)
Biological process (GO): entrainment of circadian clock by photoperiod; negative regulation of DNA-templated transcription; circadian regulation of gene expression
Cellular component (GO): cytoplasm; nucleus
Molecular function (GO): DNA binding; FAD binding
Source: RefSeq, a predicted model, not a curated record